Drosophila santomea is the source of this 645-nucleotide messenger RNA. RefSeq lists its product as uncharacterized. Bases 1 to 645 code for a protein of 214 amino acids. The transcript has 2 exons. NCBI's taxonomy places the organism in Eukaryota, Metazoa, Arthropoda, Insecta, Diptera, Drosophilidae. The record is from RefSeq and is a predicted model, not a curated record.
AUGUUGGCGCAAAUCAUAUUGCCCUACAGCAGGAUCGGUUUGGCAGGCGAGCCCAUAGCUCAGAAUACGCACUUGGGAUGGAUCCUCUCUGGACGUACUGAAGCGACAGACAAGGACCUGUGGUGCGAGUCCUUUUUCCAGAAGACUUUUGUGCGUCGAUCGGAUGGCCGCUACGAAGAGCGGUUACCCUUUAAAACCUAUCGAGAUCCGCCCAUUGUUCUGGGAAGAUCUCAUCAAAUGGCACUUAAUCGGUUCCUGCAGUUGGAAAGACGUAUGUCUAGCAGCCCAGAACGGCGGAGCAAAUAUGUGGAGGAGGUCAAGGAAUACUUCGCGCUCGAGCAAAUAGCGCAGGCGGUGGGCAGUGAAAGAAGUUUGGUAAGGAAUACUUUCAAGAAUAGGCACGUGGCAUGCUGUGUGCUCCCGCAACACGCCGUCUUUAGGAAGGAAUCUCAAUCGACCAAACAGCGAAUCGUCUUCGAUGCCUCCUCAGGGACUAGCAACGGACGAUCUUUAAACGACAUUCUUUGGACUGGACCGAGCCUGCAGAACGACAUGUCGGCAGUCACACUCAAUUGGCGGAAAUAUCGUUUUGUUUUCACGGCGGAUAUAGGGAAAAUAUAUCGCUGUAUCGCCGUGCACCCGUAA